Brachypodium distachyon (stiff brome) is the source of this 1012-nucleotide messenger RNA. RefSeq names its product 50S ribosomal protein L19-2, chloroplastic. The transcript is spliced from 4 exons. Gene Ontology annotation, biological process: translation. Gene Ontology annotation, molecular function: structural constituent of ribosome. NCBI's taxonomy places the organism in Eukaryota, Viridiplantae, Streptophyta, Magnoliopsida, Poales, Poaceae. The record is from RefSeq and is a predicted model, not a curated record. Gene Ontology annotation, cellular component: ribosome. The coding region runs from base 115 to 777 and encodes 220 amino acids.
CGGAGGAUAACGUUCAUCUCCAAAUCCUCCCCCGCCCCCGUCCGGCACCUCCCUCCCUCUUCUUCCUCCGGCCCAUGCGACGGCACUGACACCUUGGCCCCGCCUGACCUUUCGAUGGCCGCCGCCACCGCCGCCGCUACCGGCACACUACUCCCCCACGCUCUAUUCAAUCACCGCUCGCCUCCGCCGCCGCAGCUCCUCGCGGUCUCCUCCUCCUUCCGCCGCCUCUCCAUAUCCGCCACCCAUCGCCGGACCAACCAUUUAGUCGCCCACGCAGACGCCGGUGCCGCAGAACCAGAGCCUACGGCCGAUCCUACUCCUGAGGCUGAGGAUGUCGCUGCCGCAGCUGACACCGAAGAGGGGGAGGCGGAGGGUGCGGUCGCAGUGGCGGAGGAAGUGGACGAGCCGCCGCCGAGGAAAAAGUCGAUUAAGUUCGGCGAGAUCAUCGGGAUUCUGAACAAGCAGUUCAUUGAGGAGGCUGAGAAGGUGAAAACACUUCCAGAUCUGAGGCCUGGUGACAUCAUUGAGCUUAGAAUGCAACGGCCCAACAAGAGGAGAUUGUCACUCUUUAAGGGUAUAAUCAUUGCAAAGCACAAAUCUGGUGUUCACACGACAAUCCGUGUCAGAAGGAUUAUUGCUGGUGUUGGAGUUGAAAUUACAUUCCCUAUAUACUCACCAAGAAUCAAGGAGAUUAAAGUAAUCAGACACAAGAAAGUGAGGAGGGCAAAGCUGUACUACCUGAAGAACAAGCUUCCCCGCUUCUCAACCUUCAAGUAAAAUUAGAUUGCUGGCAGAAGAGGUUCUCACACUAGCAUUUCGAUUUUCCAUGGCAAACGAGUUUUCGCAUUCUUAUUCAAAUAUGUGCAUGCACUGUAAUCACUGAACCCGAGUCACUUAAUUUUACAUCUUUUUUGUUUUUUUUGUUUGGCGUAUAUUUUGUCUUGCCUUCGAAGUGUACUUCUCAGUGUAUAAAUUCGUACUAGUUCUUCGUUAUGAUAAUUUAACUGCACCC